AGAACAAACCGUCUCCUACUUCUACAUCAUAAUCCCCCUCUCCAUCUCUCGUCCCUUCCUCCUUCUUCCUCCCUCCCUCUCCCCAACCCACACGACACAAUCACCACCUCCGAGUAAUUGUGAUACAUUGCAAUUCACUCCUACAUAACACAAAACAAUCACCAUGAAGUUGUCCAAUCUGCUGCUCAUAGCGGCGGUUGCUGGCCAGGCCGCGGCGUCGUGGGGCUUCGGCAAGACCACAUACAACAAAUGGCACGAGACAGAACUUGAGCGUUGGCUGAGCGACCACGACAUCCCUUACCCUAAGCCCGCCGAGCGUAAGGAUCUCGAGAAGAUUGUCCAGGACAACUGGCAAACCCGGAUCGUCGAUUCUUACAAGAACUGGGACGCUCCCCAGCUCCAGAGCUACCUGAGCGACGCAGGAAAGGAAGUGGACAAGAAGCAGAAGGAGGACAAGAAUUGGCUCGUGCAGCAGGUCAAAGCAGGAUGGCACGAGACUGAGAAGACGGCCGAGAGCGCUUUCGGUAGCAUCAAGGAUUGGAUCUUCGAUUCAUGGACCGAGAGUCAGCUCAAGAGCUUCCUGGACCGCCACGGAAUUCCCAACCCUACCCCACGGAAUCGCGACACCCUCUUGGCAACCGCUCGCAACAACUAUCAGAGUGUUGCCGACAAACUCGGCGAGACUUCUGCCUACCCCGGAAACUGGCUCUACGAGUCUUGGAGCGAGAGUGAUCUCAAGCGUUGGUUGGACGAACACGGAUAUCCAGCACCCCAGCCUUCUUCCCGAGACAAGCUCAUCGCUGCUGUCCGUCGCAAUUCUCGCUUGGCUUCCGUUAAGGCUGCCAAAGACAAGGAAUCUACAAAGAAGAGUGUCUCCGACGCCGUUUUCAACUCCUGGUCCGAUAGCAAGCUGAAGGAGUUCCUCGACACGCACAACGUCAAGGUUCCCCAAGGUUCCACUCGCAAUGAGCUCAUCGCUUUGGCCCGUCGCAACAAGGCUUAUUACUCCGGCGAGUCUGCUGCUUCCUCUAUCUCCAGCGCUGCGUCUGCUGCUACUUCCGUCGUGGGCGACAAGGCUUCCAAGGCUACCGACACUGCGAAUUACUACGGCCAAGUUGCCUUCGACAAGGUUAUCGAGCAGUGGAGUGAUACCAGACUGAAGGCCUACCUCGACUCUCGUGGAGUUCCCGUUCCCCAGGCUUCCAAGCGUGACGAGCUUUUGGCCAAGGUUAGGCUGCACAAGCACAAGGCCGCAACCGGAUACGGUGCCUGGACUUUCGAUACCUGGACCAAGGAGAAUCUGCGCGCUUGGCUGGAGGCUCGCGGCCAGAAGGUGUCCAACAACGCCGCUGCUUCCCGCGACCAGCUCUACGCUUCUGCUACUGAAUACUAUAGCAGCGCGUCUCGGUCGGCUGUCUCUGCCGCCGCUGAAGCUUCCAAGACUGCGUCUAAGUCAGGUUAUUCUGCCGGCUCCAAGAUCACCGAUGCCGCUGGCAGUGCCGCUUCCGUUGCUGCCGACUCCGUUGCAAGUGCAGCAUCCAGAGCUACCGACUCUGCUGCUAGUGCUUCUUCCGUCGUCACCGACUCCGCUGCGAGCGCUGCUUCCGCUGGUACUGAAGCCGUCACCGAAGGUUCUAAGCAGGCAUUCGCAUCCCUCACAUCUGCUCUUGCUCAGGCUACCGACACGGCUAAGGAGGUUACCUUCGACACUUGGUCCGACAGCGAUCUCAAGGCCUAUUUGGACACCUACAACAUCAACACCUACCAGGGAACCACCCGCAACGAGAUGAUCGCCAUGGCUAGACGGAAUGCUCACUACUUCCGGUACGGAAGUCAGGACCAGGGAGUCUGGGGACAGUUUCAGGCUACCAUCGGUUACGCGCAAGAUAAGCUUGGCUCACUAUUGGGUUUCGGUGCCCAUCAGGCACAGAAGGCCGGGGACCGUGCGUACGAGAGUGCGCAGGUAGCCGCCGAUGCCGUCAAAGAGAAGGCCACCCAGGCUUCUAACCGCGCGAAGGAGGAGUUGUAAAUGGGCUAAAUGAAUCGUUUCCUCGCGUUUUUCUUUUGUUGUGAUGCCGGUGCAUGUUACCUUACU
This is a messenger RNA of Tricharina praecox, 2095 nucleotides long. Its product is annotated as putative MSC1 protein. Lineage: Eukaryota; Fungi; Ascomycota; Pezizomycetes; Pezizales; Pyronemataceae. The transcript has 4 exons. Bases 164 to 2029 code for a protein of 621 amino acids. The record is from RefSeq and is a predicted model, not a curated record.